Xyrauchen texanus (razorback sucker) is the source of this 3516-nucleotide messenger RNA. RefSeq names its product immunoglobulin heavy constant delta (gene ighd). Lineage: Eukaryota; Metazoa; Chordata; Actinopteri; Cypriniformes; Catostomidae. The record is from RefSeq and is a predicted model, not a curated record. The coding region runs from base 1 to 1983 and encodes 660 amino acids. The transcript is spliced from 9 exons.
AUGGUUGUGUUGGACAGUGGUCAUCUAUCACUGCAAAAAACCACAUGCCAUGAGGAUACAUUUAUUUUUUGCUCCUCAGAUGACAUAAAGAAAGUUCCUGUUGUAGAAAUCAGUAGGCCUUUCACAGAAUCAACAGAGGCAGGCAGUGCUGUGCUGGAGUGUGUUGUAAGAAAUGUCCCAUCUGGUGAGGCCUGUGUCAUCUUCCAGGCAAAUGGUUUAAAGAUCUCAGAAGUCAAUUGUUUUGAUUUGACCCCUUCUGAAAGCAUUCGUUCCCUUACCGCACACUUCACAAUACCUAGUGAGCACCAAAAGAAAGAAAACAUCUUUACCUGUAAAGUUCACACAAGUUUCAUUAAACAGUGGGAAUCAAACCACACUGGAAACCUUUUUGAUGAUCCUACUAUAGAGCUCUCGGUUGUUACCAGUGUGGGUCAGUCUAGUUCACAGCUUCAGAAACUAGUGUGUACUGGGGCAGGAUUCGAGCCAAAGAUCAGAUGGCUCUCAAAAUCUAAGGAGAAAACUGGCACAGUUGUAGAUUUCACAAUAAGGAAAGAUGGACGCAUGAAAGUGUACAGUGAGAUAUUGGUGCAACAGCAAGAGUGGAGUCAAGGGGUGGCUUACACCUGUGAAAUUGUUGAUCGGCACAAUGUGAAAACUGCUGAAACCAGUGUUUGUUCAGUGAUUGCACAUUCCAGUCAGCUGGCAGAUGUCUACUUACUGGGUCCCUCCCUCAGUGAUGUGAGAUAUGGGACAGAUGUGACUUUGACCUGUUUGGUUAUUGGACAAGGUGUCAAUUUCUCCAUCAAAUGGAAAUUGGAUGGAAAUUUUUCCAAUUUCCGUGAAUACACACAAGGCCCUGAAGAUCAUGCAAAUGGGACUCAAAGCAUGAAGAGAAUUUUGAAGGUUCCAGUCAGAAUAUGGCAUGCAUACACUCUUUUUACCUGUCAAGUUAAACACUUGUGCUCUGGCAACCUACAGCAGCAGAACAUCUCAAAAAACAGAGACCCCAAACAACCCACUGUCAGAAUCCUGAGACCCUCCGACAAUGAUCUCUCUGGAUCCGAAGAUGUUAGCCUUCUAUGCUUCAUCACUGGUUUCUUCCCAUCUGAUAUUUCUGUGCAUUGGCAACUAAAUGGAACCCAACUGGAUGUGUCUCGCUUUACUAACAGUCCUGUGGUUGCUCACACUGCAAGAUAUUAUUCAAUGCACAGUGCCCUAAUACUGCCUGCAUCACAGUGGACGGAAGGCAUAUACUCCUGUGUUGUUUCUCAUGAGUCAUCCAAAGAUUCAAUUAUUGCCACUUUGGAGAACUUGUAUGCUUCAUUGAUCUACUCAGCUCCAUCUGCAAAGCUGCUGCAGGGCUCUAAUGAGCUGGUGUGUCUGGCAUUUGGCUUCAGCCCAUCUGCCAUCAAAUUCACAUGGCUGCUGGGCAUGACUGAGCUGUCUGGCCAUACUGUCACCAGCCCUGCAAAAGGCCCUGAUGGAAAAUUUUGGAUCCAAAGUCAUCUGAAACUCUUACCUUCAGACUGGGCACCUGGAGAAGUGUAUUCAUGCAGGGUCACCCAUAUUUCUGAUACCCUGUUGAUUAACAUCUCAAAGCCAGGUGGAGGACCACCGCCAACAGAAUUGUCAGACACUACUAAACUGGUCCAAGACAUCCUUGGGGCGGACUCACCUGUCCUGGCUGGCAUCACUGGCGGCUUAGAGAGUGAAGCGACUCAACCAGAGGAAUAUAACACGGAACCUUUCCAGCAAUCAAAGCAGCUUCAACACCGACAGAGUACGCCAAACCAGGCAGCAAAAAAGACGCAAAUACCCUCUCCAGCCUCUACAAGAGAAGAAGUGCUGGAACUGCAGAGAGACGUCAUAGGCUACAGCUCAAAGAAGAGAUCGAAAAACUUAAAAAGGAGAAGGAAAAUCAAGACAUUUACAACAUCAUUCUUAAUAACAAACUUUUGCAGCUACAAAGUGAAGGGAAAAUAACAAUCACAUAAAUUGACGAAUAAAUACAUUUUAUGACAGAUCUGAAAAGUUUUGUAUUUAUGUAAUUACAAGGACAGAUAUAUUAACAAAAUACCAAUAAUAAUAGCAAAAUACAAUAUAGCUAAUACAUUCAUAUAUAAUAUUAAUACUAAAUAGCACUAGCCUAUAAAUUACAUUACAUUAAAUUGCAACUGCUAGCCUAUAGGCCUACAUAUUGUAUCAUUUAGAACCGAAGUGCUAUAAGCAACUGAAGCACAGAGGGUGGUUGCGCUGGGUAACAUGGUCAAGGUCGCCUUCCAGUUUGUCAGCAAUUUCAUAAAUUCCGCGGCGAUCAAAUCGAUAUUCUCGAAGCAGUUUUUCAUCGCUAAGAUGGUCCAAAGGGUUCUCCCUAUCCCUAAAAAUUCUUCUUGGCACAUAAUGAUCUUCAGUUGGUUCCAUAAAUUCAGCCAUGUCGUCUUAUUUUUGUCUGCGUUACUCUUAAGGUAAAGUUUUCCUAACCUUAAACUUAGGAAAAUGACAGUUAAGGGGCUUUAUGCAACACUUAACGGUUUUUAAGGGAUUACUUAAGUAAAAGAUAGACACCUAAGGGUAAUUCUAAGGGUGUAUGAUGUUUCAGUAAAAAGAAACUUAAGUCAAACUUAAGGGUUUUUUUCUGCAACACCCUUAGGUUUAAGGGAAACAUAAGGGCGAACUUAAGGGAAAAUUACACUUAAGGUGCUUUAUGCAACCGGGCACAGGACCUCAGUUUAAAGUGUCAUCCAAAAGUAUAGUGACCCCGUCACUAUACGGAGUCAUUAGGACCCACACAGACCACAGGGUGAGCACCCCCUGCUGGUCUCCCUAAUACAUCCAGGUAUUGGCCAGCCUCAACCCUGCUCAGCUUUAGUGAGCAACCAGGCGAGAGCUGCAGGGUGAUAUGGCUGCUUAUGCACAUUUGACAAUUGUACUUACUCUUUUGCACACAUAUGCUAAAACACGUGCAAUUUGCUUAAAUUAAUAAGAAAUUAAAAUCUGGUGUGAACAAAAAACUUCAGUUCAGAGAUCUGAAAUAUUGUUUUGAAAACAAGAAUACUCAUUGGAGAAUUGAGCCACAGCGAUUUAGAAAAACUGUAAAAGUAUGUAAGACAUGUGAUGAAACAAUCCAAGUAUUAUCUUUCAAGCCUAGUGACAAAGGAAAAGUGAAGCCAGUAUGCUUGUGGUAAACUCUGUAAUAGAUUUCAGAUGAAGUGUGGUGAGGUUAAAGUCCAAGAAUGUGCAGUGACAUGUAAACUUUCAUCAGAUAAAUGUUCUUUAUUAUGGACAAUAUUAAUAAGGAAACCAGUCUGCUGCUUUUUUUGUUGUUAAAAUGUUUUUGUUGUAGAAAAAUGUGCACUUAUUAUUUCCUUGGUUUGCUCUAUACAGAAAUAUUCGAAGAGGCUAUAUUUGUUAAUGACAACAAACAUGAAGAUGUGGCACAGGACAGUGUAGAAGAUUCCUGGAAUAUGGCCUGUGCCUUCCUCAUCCUCUUCCUCUUUUCCCUAAUUUAUGGGAGCA